AUGCCAUUUAAAGACAGCUUCCCAGAUCCAGAAUCGGCGUCAGCAAUGGAACUGUGUUUCAGCCCUGGAGCCCCGGUUCCUCACGCAACGUCGAUCCCCGUGGUUGCAAAUCCUCGCUUAGCGGAGAUGAAAGACCCUACCGAAGACUGGACCGGCGUCACAAGCACGGCUGAGAGGCGGAAAUUGCAGAACCGCCUCAACCAGAGAGCUCGACGGCGAAGGGCUCAGAAGCUUGGCAAACAUUCUCCUUCGGACCCGAGUCCGGAGCCAGAUUCGGAAUCAGACCCAGCAUCAACUGUUCUUGUAAAGGCGGAAACGCCGCCUAACAAACAGGCCAUAAUGGUCUCCGGUACAGGGAGCAAGGGGAGGCCAGAUGUUUGCCUCCUGGGCAAGCCCUAUGCCCAGGACCAUCUCAUACAGUUUUCCGAGGGGGCCUACAAGGACUACCUCAGUGGCAAUCCCCGCACCAACUACCUCACGACCCUCGUCCGCGUAAACGUCUUCCACGCCUUUGUCCAGAACGCCCGGGUCCUGAACUUCGACAAAAGCUGGCUCACGUACGAAGCAAUAUCCCCAUUCCACAUGGUGGGUCCGGGUCUCGGUCCCGCGGCCGUACACCCCUCGUGCCCCGAAAGCAUGCGUCCCACCCAGCUGCAGCUCGCCGUCGAGCACCACCCGUGGAUCGACUUGUUCCCCCACCCGGCCAUGCGGGACAACUUCCUCCGGGUCGUUGCCGAGCACGGCGAGGACUACGUCGACGAGGAUGAUAUGUGCCGGGAUAUCGUGGACGUGGGGGCAGGGGCUGGGGUCGAGGAAUCGGCUCUGAUCGUCUGGGGCGAGCCCUGGGACCCGCGCGGCUGGGAAGCCACUGAGCCGUUUCUGAGAAAAUGGGGCUGGCUGCUGGCCGGCUGCCCGGAGAUGCUGGAGGGGACGAACUACUGGAGACAGAAGAGAGGACUGCCGAAGCUUAGGUUCAGCGGAUCGACCGCGCACAUGCAUCGCCCUUCAACCGACUGA
This is a messenger RNA of Colletotrichum higginsianum IMI 349063, 1017 nucleotides long. Its product is annotated as Aryl-alcohol dehydrogenase. The coding region runs from base 1 to 1017 and encodes 338 amino acids. The transcript is spliced from 2 exons. The record is from RefSeq and is a predicted model, not a curated record. Lineage: Eukaryota; Fungi; Ascomycota; Sordariomycetes; Glomerellales; Glomerellaceae.